UCGAUCAGACUACUACCCUAUAUCGAUCUAGUCUUUACUCAAGGUGGUAGAACUACGAAUCAUGGUAGCUUUCGCAGCUAUAUUUACCUCUACUGCAUAAUCAAUGAUUUGAGCCCUACCACGAGCUUCCCUGCCCCGCCUGCUUCCCGGUACCCUGCCCCACCCGAGCGAUCUCGUUGCCAAGAUCCUAACAAUCAAACAUGAAGCAUCCCCAACACAGAGUUCCGUGUCUCUUUUUUUUUACAGCUUGGAUAAACGAGAUCAUAGUCGACUUAGGAACAUCACAACAUAACCAGGAACAUGUAGGCUGAGAGCCGAGGAACAGCUUA
This is a messenger RNA of Pyricularia grisea, 329 nucleotides long. RefSeq lists its product as uncharacterized. NCBI's taxonomy places the organism in Eukaryota, Fungi, Ascomycota, Sordariomycetes, Magnaporthales, Pyriculariaceae. The record is from RefSeq and is a predicted model, not a curated record. The annotation marks the transcript as partial. The transcript has 2 exons.